Actinia tenebrosa (Australian red waratah sea anemone) is the source of this 1969-nucleotide messenger RNA. Its product is annotated as dopamine receptor D5-like. Gene Ontology annotation, cellular component: plasma membrane. Lineage: Eukaryota; Metazoa; Cnidaria; Anthozoa; Actiniaria; Actiniidae. Gene Ontology annotation, biological process: adenylate cyclase-activating adrenergic receptor signaling pathway; positive regulation of MAPK cascade. Gene Ontology annotation, molecular function: G protein-coupled receptor activity. The record is from RefSeq and is a predicted model, not a curated record.
UCAACUUUGGUUUAGAAAUACCUUUUUAUUUUGUUUAUUGGUCUACAAGUCRCGACCGUCGUUGACAUAUAAUCUGCUUACUGAACCCCGAAAGCCUUGCAAAAUCAGCCGAAUACAUGUACAUCUGUUUGAAGCGUACGUACGUACUCUUGGCUAACUGGCUGGUUCUUGGCUGUCACAACUGCAAACUUGGUCCUCGUAUUUCUUGCCUAUGGUCUAGUUUCCGAUAAGUGGUGUUUCUGUAUUCGAGAAAGUUCUUCAUUUCAAAAUCUCCAUAGGAUUUGACUUCACUGAAUGAGCGCCUAGAUCGUAGUUAAAGUCUUGUCUCCGAUAAGUGGUGUUUCUGUAUUCAAGAAAGUUCUUCUUUUCAAAAUCUCCAUAGGAUUUGACUUCGCUGAAUGAGCACCUAGAUCGUAGUUAAAGUCUUGUUUUCGAAACCUGGUGUUUUUGUACUCGAGACGUUCUUCAUUUCAAAAUCUCCAAAGGAUUUGACUUCACUAAAUGAGCACCCAGAKCGUAGUUACAGCCAGUCGCGUUACAAGAUCAAUUAAGGUUGACUUUUUCCUCAGUAUAAAAGUUGGAAUUUUGCGAGCAAAGACAUUGAGUACAGCAGGCCAAUUCCUAGCUCCACGAAUUGCUCACGAAUUACGCCGCUAUGGAUAACCUCACAUCUAAUUUUUCCAACCCAAACCACAAGUCAGUGACCAUAAAAUCUGAAGCCCUAUCCAUCGUCAUGCUCAUAUCAGUCAUGGCACUCGGAAUGUUUGGCAACAUCCUUGUUAUUGCCUCUUUCUUUAAGUUCCGUUACUUAAGAAUGGUGACGAACUAUUUUCUAGUGUCCUUGGCAGUAGCUGAUCUAAUGCUUGCAACGUUUUCAAUGCCUUUCUGGUUGAUGAUACGAAUGGCCGAUCUCGUUCGCGUCCCGCGGGAUAGACUAGAUUACAUGAUAAUGUACUAUUCAUGGCAAUAUCUAGAUAUUCUGUGUAGUACAGCAUCUAUAAUGAACUUGUGCGUCAUCGCUAAGGACAGACACAUGGCUAUCGUUUCCCCUUUGAGGUACUACGCUAAAAUGACGCCGAAAAGAGCGCUUAUCUCCAUCGCUGUUGGUUGGACGUACGCGGCAGUUUGCGCGGGAAUUUCAAUGAUUUCAAUCGACCGAAACAUCCAACCCAUAGCUGGCCGCGUUUACGCAGUGUUUAUUUCCCUAGCCGCUUUCUUUGCUCCCUUGUUGAUCAUACUCUUCUACUACGGUCGCAUUUUCGCUGUCGCUUUAACCCAAAUAAGAAGUAUUUCCCACCAUGGAUCCCUCGUUUACGGAGCUGAAAAAGAGCGACGAACCUUGAUGCAAAGAGAGCUCAAAGUCUCCAAGACGUUAGCAAUCGUUGUAGGUACUUUUGUCGUCUGCUGGUCGCCAUUUUUCGUGAUUUUAAUUCUGUUUGCUGUGUGUAGUACCUCUUGUGUCUCGUCCGCAAGCGCUACGACUUACAUCGCUGCAAGCAAAUGGAUGCAUUAUUCAAGCACCACAGCCAACCCAAUUAUCUAUACACUGUUUACUAAGGGCUUUAGACAGGCUUUCAAAUCCAUGUUGAACUGCUCUGAAUGUAAGAGUAGGUGUUGUUGUUGCAUAAGGAAAAGGAUUAAGAAUCAGACGACGGGCAGUCAGAUGAAAGUAUGGACCUCCUACGAGUGCAGGAUGGAAGAGAAACAAGUUCAACAUUCUUGUUCUUUGCAUAUAAGUCGAUGAAGAAAGCGAAAAUAUCUGUACGAUUAAGAAUAGCGACACAGAACUAGCUGAGGAGAUGUAUAAGGCCCAAAAACUGAAUCCUUAAACGAUAUAGCGGCCAUCUUGGAUCGCAAGGCAUUAUGGGGCGUCCAGAGGCAAAAGAAAACAAUGAUGGCGGAUCUGUGACUUUAGUAGAUAGCAAAACAACUAAAGCGCCAAACAAAACAGAACAAAAUCAAACGAAAC